This is a messenger RNA of Aspergillus versicolor CBS 583.65, 780 nucleotides long. RefSeq names its product coiled-coil-helix-coiled-coil-helix domain-containing protein. The record is from RefSeq and is a predicted model, not a curated record. Gene Ontology annotation, biological process: mitochondrion organization. The transcript is spliced from 2 exons. The coding region runs from base 338 to 514 and encodes 58 amino acids. Lineage: Eukaryota; Fungi; Ascomycota; Eurotiomycetes; Eurotiales; Aspergillaceae. Gene Ontology annotation, cellular component: nucleus; mitochondrion.
UCUCAAGCCCCUCCAGCCCCAGCUCCCGCACAGCAGAGCGCUGGUCCAGGUCUUUUCGGCCAGAUGGCUUCCACCGCUGCGUAAGUCGCAUAUUCCGUACCCGAGCUUGGAUACUUUUUUUUUCCCUGUCUUAUUUUCCCUGGUGACGAGCUGCGCGUGGAGCAACACCAGAUCUUUCCUCUCAUAUAUAUAUAUAAAUAUCCGAUACUAAUUAAUUUCUUACAGUGGUGUAGCAGUUGGUUCCUCCAUCGGCCACGCUGUCGGUGGUCUUUUCUCCGGCGGCGGCUCCAGCGCUCCUGCCGAGGCCCAGCAGGCGCCCCCUGCAGAAGCCCAGCCUAUGGACAACGGUCUCUGGCAAAGCAGCGCAACGAACAGCUCCUGGGAGACCCCCGCCUGCGAAACUGACAUCCGCAACUUCCGCAAGUGCAUGGAUGACAACCAGGGCAACAUGUCCAUUUGCGGAUGGUACCUUGACCAACUGAAAGCUUGCCAGGCUGCUGCUAAGCCUUACUAGGCGUGGUUAUACUAUGUAUACUACGUUUGGGCUUCGAAGUGGUUUGAUAAAAUACAUAGCUUGAAUUCCGCAUGGAGGUCAAUCUGAACAGUGUUUGCAUAGCGGCGUAAUUAUGACUAUUUUAUUGACCAUGUUUCCGUCAAGGAAUUCAUAUCUUUGUCGAGAGAUUUACUAGAGUCUACCUUGGGCCAAGAUAAACAAAGAUACCCAGAUAUAAAAAGAAUAAUCUCCUCUUCAAGAACGAUACUUUCUGCAACUACCUAGUU